GCCAGCCCACUCCAGCUUUUAGCUCCUCUAAUGCCUCUUUGUCUCCUUUCAGUGUCAUGCUGGUAUUUCGCGGCUUCUGCACUGUGACAGGAUCCUUGUACCAACUGUCACUGGACUGACUGUGGAAGGGAAAUAACAUAUGGAUGCAUCCAGAAAUCGAUGCUGCUGCUCUGGCUCCCGACAGGCAGCUCCAGGACCUGCUGCCCACGGCUCUUGUGCUGGUUUUCCUGCCCGUGGUCUCUGCCGUGGCCCUUCCCCGGGAUGAUGGUUCUGUUUCCCGAGUUCCCUAUGUAGGAAACUGCUCGGGUGAGUGAUCAGACACGGGUAAAUCCUUUUGACGUCUGCCGACGCACAACCUGCCACGAGCCCAGGGUCAACGCGAGCCUGGGAUGGGUUUGGCAAGGCUCGCCAUUGUUGUGAACAGUGAUUAGUAUUAAUUAAGCUGCUCUGCCCUUGUGCACUGCUGGCAGUGGAAGCAGCAAGCCCAACCAACUGUAAAUCUGGCUGUGGGGAUUGUGGGUUUCCAACAAUCCUGGGCUAAAGUCCAGUCCCAGAACUUGAGGAGGGUUUGAUUCUUCAGUUCUUACUAAAACUCUCCAGCUCAUUUCUGGGAGAUUGGAGUUAAUGUUUUGACAAAUCCUGUUGCUAGAAAUUAGCUUUUGAGUCUGGCUCUGGGAGGGUUUGCUCAUCCCAACUCGAACACUCCGCAGGUGGCGUUCCAAAGGCACAUGUUCACUGACACCACUGUACUGGUUGGCACAGCAUUUUAGUUUGAGACGCAUGUAGUUCUCCUAAGUUUUCCAUAAGCUUCUGCAAUUCUGAGCAUUAGAGAAAAACUAUCAGUGAAUUUAAUAAUAUUUAAUAAAAAUAUAGUAUAUAUUUACUUUAAUAUUAUUCUUCUAAAGUUCUUGUUGCUGUUUAACCUGCCAUCUUGCUGAGCCGCAGCCUCGGGGCAGUUCCAAGUUCCAGAGGCAGCUCCAGAGCAUCUUUCCUCUGUGGUGUUAGUCUUCCCAUAAGCGCUUCCACUUUCCAGCAUUUGUGUUCUGAUAAUCUUUUCAUGCAUUUCUUGCAAUACUUCAUUUUAAUGUAUAUUCUCUUGUCACUGCAGAAUGGAAUUCAGCCUUCUGGUAAGUGAUAUCUAAAUCACUGCUGCAAGGAGAGGAUGAAAUACGGGUGUGUGAGGGGGAGGCAGAGGCUGCGACUGAGCAAGAAAAGCUCGCACAGCAAGAAGAAAUAUCUCCAGCACGAAACGUGCUGCGUUUCCCGCAGAUGCUGUGUACCGCACGUGCGUGUUGUACGAACACGGCUGUGUCCUCUCGCCAUUUAACUGGGAGAUUACCUGCUCUGUAUGUGCAGCCGUGUUGUGCGUAUGCAAUGACUCAGGUGUUUGUUGCACACGGAGCGGCAUCUGGAACCGCUUGCUAAUCCAUGUCUGCCCGUGCUCAGAGCCGCCUGUUUCCAGCAGUGACAUUCCUGCCGUGUGUCCAGAGCUGAAGCAGCGUCCGCUGAACCUUCACUGUGCAUUUGGGGUCACCACUUGACCCUGGGCAUUGGGGUGAGGCCCUUUGAAAGGGAACCAAAAAGGAGAAAGAUGGGUGGGUUGUCCCUAGCAGUAAAAGCACAUCAGGGCAAGCAGCAGAGUCAGCCUCUCCGUCUCUCCUCUUUGGUAUUUCCACCUCUCCUGUGUUUGGUUUUUGAGGAAAUAGAUGGUAUCUCUGUUCCAUCCCUGUUCCCCAGACCCCUCUCCAUUCCCUCUUUGCUGCUGGUUUCUCCUGGGUCUGUCCCCACUGAACACGGGUGGCCAGACCCGAACAAAGUCCCCAGAUAAGAUCUUCCUGGGGCUCUGCACAAUGGAAACUUCCCUGAAACCCGGCCAAGGUGUCUGCUCAGGGAGAUUUUCACCCCUGAGGGAUGAGAUUUUCCUUUGAAAUACUCAUUCAGAUAGCAUAAGUGUUGCUUAUUCAAGAUUAUAUUUUUUUCUUGGCUUUAUACAUUUCAUUACAACUUCAUUUUUUACAGUCAAUUCAUGACAUCUUUUACAGGUACAACUGGAGUCAAUUUGAAGCUCAGUCUUAACAAAGCCAACAUUUGUCAGGCUUCUGUAACUUCUCUGCAUCGCUUUUUGUCAAGAAAAUCUUUUUCCAGUGCUGCAUUUGAAACAGGAAUGAGCAUUUCAAGUCCCACAACUUUUCAGGGACUGGGAAAAGCUGAUGAUUUCCUACAAUAAGGCUCCUCGAAUCCCUGCCUGUACGCUCUGUGUGCUGCCUUCCCGUGCAGACAGCCCCGUCAGCCCCCUGUCACAUUUAGACGCCUCAGUAAUUCUCACCAUUUCCUAAAGAGUUGGUUUCCUCCAAGAACUGAGGCCACCAGCACCGGGCAGCCUUUUUAACCCAGAGCAGGGGAAACGGCGGUGAGCGAGUGAUCCAGGCUACAAAGGGCAGUGGAGCCGGCGGUGACGUUACUGGUGUAAAUCAGGAGGCGGCAUCGGGUGCUGCUCGGGGCAGGGGCACAGGGUGGGUGCUCACGAGACAGGGGUUCGGGGGCAGAAGGUGUGUCUGCUUGGCUGCAGGUUUUAUAUACAGGCAACUUUUUCCAUCUGGGUUGCAGGACAGAAAGGGAGGACGGCGCAGAGUCUCGGCGAGUCCCGAAGAGCCUGAGCGGAGCCGGGAGCCGUCCCAGCGCUGCAGCUGAUGCAGCAGGGGACUCUGCUGGAGAUGACGGUAUUGAAGCUUUUUGGAAUCGUCCUUUUCUGUGGCCUCCUCUCGCCCUCCCAAGAAGUCCUGUCGGGUCUGUCCUGUGCCGUCAGUCCAGGGGCGAUGCAGAACGUGCUGUCGAAGACCAUCCUGCAGAGCGGGCUCCUCCAGCGGCACCUGCAGGGCCUGGUGCUGCCCAGCAUCCUGGGGAAUGGGGGUCUGCUGUCCGCCCCCACCAGCAUCACUGGGCUGCACCUGGUCAGGUCUCAGCUCCCCAGGCUGUCGGUGACGCUGCUGUCGGGGAUCGGGGUCCAGCUGAGCAUCGCUGCCGAGCUGGAGCUCCGGGGCAACUGCUUGGUUGGCCUUCUUUCAGACCUAAUUGAUAUCUCGGUGGCUGUGAACAUCACUGCAAACAUUAAAUGCACGAAUUUUGAAUCGGGCACAGUGCAGGUCGUCAUUGAAGACUGCCUCUGCAUUCUCGGGGCCAUAAAGAUCAAUCUCCUCUCUGGCUUACUGUCCCUAUCAGUAAAUGAGAUAGUGCUUAACCAGCUGACAGCGACUCUGCCCGGUUUGCUGUGUCCAGUGGUUGAUAUUGUGGUCAACCUGGUGAACAUCCACCUGAUGAGCACUCUCAACGUGAUGACGCCAGUUGGUACCGCAGGAACGAUUCACUACCAGCUGGCCAGCCUCCCGUUUACCUCCGGCUUGUUCCUAGAGCUGGAUUUGGAUGGUGUGGUGCAGGACGUGGGAGGCAGCAUCAUCCCCCACGACUCGUCCCCCUCUGCUUUACCUCUGCUGCUGGACAAUCUCUUUGUCAUGGGCGUGCGCCAGGGCUUCCUCAAUGCUGUGGUGGUCCUCAUGUUCCAGAUCCCGACGCAGAACCUCACCUGCGCGCCCGGAGCUUUCUCUGGUGCCAGCCAGCUGCAAGAAGCCAUCAUGACCCUCGCUCCCACGGAGUGCUCUGUCUGCCAUGGAACCCAUCCUCUGAGCAUUCAGCUGGCCUUGGCUGGGAACCCGCUUAUCCUCUUGGAGGAAAACCAAGCCACCCUCAAGCUUUCGGUGCUGAUUCGGGUGUUUGUUAAUUUGGAUGGAUCCAUCCUCAACCUCCUGCUCCUGAAGGCCGACCUUGGGCUCAACGUCCAUGUGUCAAUUUCUGGAGGCAAACUGGUGCUGGGCUUAUCCCUGGGCAGCACUUCCAUCUCCCUGGAGUCCUCUGAUGUUGGCAUCAGUGAUAUCUCGCUGCUGCAGCCCCACUGCAGCAGCCUGCUGGCGGAACGGCUGGUGCCCCUUCUCAACGGAGUUCUAGAAGUCGGGAUCCCUCUGCCAAACGUGCUGGAUAUUCCCUUACUGAAGGUGGAUAUUCAGAUAUUGGCGGGGCUGCUGGUGAUCGUGGUGUGAGCACAACAGCUCCAGGCGCCGAGGGAGGGGAAGAGAGACCGGUGGGACGGAACAUCGAGACCAGCAUCAUCGCUUUUAUUUUCUCAACUUGAUUCAAAAUUCUUUAACAUUUAAGACACUUUAAAGUUAAUUGGCUCACGUGAGCGGUAAGAUAUGUGCAUAAGCCAUAACCUGAUAGACAGCUCUGUGUACAAAUAUUUAUAUAGAGAAAUUAUCAUGAUUUGGGGAUCACAGAGCAGUUGCAUGUGGUGCUGCAGUGCCAUUGUUAAAUUUGUUCUGAGGAAAAAUUGUUCUUGAUAUAAUGAAAAUAUUUCACAUGGCUUUCUCAGUAAAUGUCGCCAUCCACGAUCAGAAAGGUCUGAAGUGCUGAGGGGGAGCUCAGGAUACAUUUGCCAUGUAACUCUUUAAUAAACAUUCUUACUUUCUUAGUGUUUGGAAUGAGGUUCUGGUUUCUGAUGCUUCUCAGGGAGAGUAUCUGUCCAGCCUCUUGCUGUGGGACCUGGUUCCUUUGUGACAAGAUACUUUGGUUUUUGGUCUGAAAACUUUUUCUACUCCAACUUCCCCAAAAAAUUACACUUGGAUAUUCAGUGGCUGCUCGUGGCUGGGGUGACCUACUGACCAAACGCUAAUCCACAUGCAGAAAUCAGAAUGAGGUUGAAUUUCCAAAGGUCAUGAAGCAUUUUCCAAUAGAGUCUGGACACGCCAGUACAGCCGUGGUGCUGGUCCAGCGGGGGUGGGGGCUGCCUGGCCCUGUCACACCGAGCAGGACGGGUGUCCCCGUCACCCGUGCCAGCAGCCGGAGCGCUCACAGCCGCCUCGGGGCUACACGGUUCGUCAAACUCGGCGUCUCCAUCCGUCGUUUUGCCUGCAGGCUGGCACAAAGGGCUUUGUUAGCACAAGGUUUUGUGCUGGUUCCUGUGCAAACACCUGCUGUAUGGUAAGUAAAGUUUAGACUCUUUUCUGCGCUCGUUUGGCCAGCGCUUCUGUAUGCAUUCCGGUUUGCUGGGAGGGGAUUAAUUUUGCUGGCGCUACAGAAUAAUCUGUGAUUGUCGCUGUCCUGGGGUCUCUUUGAGUUGAGAAGGAAAAGCGUCACCGCGAGUCUGGGAUCACGGAAGAGUGGAAAUGUCGUCUUGUGUGCCUGCAAACGGCUUUUCCUCCCAGGGCUCGGCCUCUGUCACAUUGUCUGUCACAUAGGGCUGAGCAGAAGGGGCAGAGGAGCCUUUUCUAAAGGAAAGGGCAGUGUAACCCGGUACUUCUGCAACUCUAAAUCUAUUGCUCUGAAUUGCUGGUAUGUUCAGGAGUAAACCCAGAGCAGGAAAAACUGCAAGUUGGAAUUCACAAGCACUGGAACAAUCCAGUCCCCAGGAGAAACACCACGGGGGGAUGCAGAGCCAGGCAGAAACGCCUGAAGCCAGAAUAUCCACUGGCAAAUAAAUACAGAUUUUUACUACUGUAGUUUAUUCCUUUUGGGAAACUGGUUUAAGAUAUAUUAGUCAAAGAAUAAUGGUUGCAGCUCUACCAGGAAACUUUUAUUAGGAGCAGUUCCCACUAUUGCCAACUUCAGGCAUUAAAAUCAUUAGUCAGGUCCCCAAGCUGGGCACAUAAACCUUCAGGGUUUUUUACUCCUUAUAAUAAAUCCACUUGGCUUGUUUUGUUUGCUUUCCUAUUUCUGAGUCUCUGAAAUAUGAGGUUUUGAAGUGCUUUUCAGCAGCUCCAGAGGCCAGGAACCCUGUGCUUAGCUGUUGCAAGUGGAAGCAGAUGUGUGUGAUGACCAUGGGUUUGUGGGCAGCCCCGUGGCCGAGCUUGACCAGAGCCUGUGGUCACAGCGUGGGGGCUGCUCCAUCCCAGCACCUGCCAUGGGGCAGCUCCAUCACCACCCCACCCUGACAGUGUGGGCUCUCAAGUCUCUUGUGGGUUUUGUUGGGUUUUAUUUUUCUCCCCCUUUAUUUUGCUGAACAACCUCUUGAGCACAGAGAUGAGUUUGGUCUGUAGGAAAGAGUGUCCCAGUAUGGAUGGGCGCAGCUGCUGGUGCCCCAAGCAGGCAUGUGGCACCGUCCGUCUGUCGACAGUCAUGUUUCCAUCAGCGUUUUCUCUGUGAUGGGCUUUGUCAGAAAUAUAGUUUUGAAAAUAUAACUGGCUUCAAGUCUAAAAUUAGAAACCACUGUGCAGGCUGAUUUUUUUUCUUCUUCUUUUUUUUUCCCUUUCUAGCCCAGGGAAAACCGCUACCCAUAAUGUUCCCAUAGUAACGUGAGGAGUGGAGGAAAAGCAGACGUGAGGUUUCUUGUUGGUAGGGGCUGUGUUGUUCUGCAGCUGAGAGGCACAGGGCUGCUUUGAAUCCAUAUAAGUUAGUGGAAUUUUCAUGCUUCCUUAAUUAAAUGUAAGGUCUGGACAUCUGUACUGGUGCUAGUUCUUAGAAAAAUUCACCUGGCUUUAGGUGCAGAUUGUUGAAGGGAAAAAAAGUCAAUAGUCAUAUCAGAAAAUGCAGUAUGAAAGAGAAAUCUUUAAUUAAAGUACAGAACAUUGUUACAACCCAUCCUCUUUCUGCAACAAAAAUACCAAGAGCAGGACUGGAAGAGAAAGCUGCUAGUGCAACGCUGUUAUCAUCCUAAGUCUGAUAAGGUGGUGUUUAGAUAAAGCAGGAAAGCACAUAUUCAACAUUUCAAGCAGUGACAAAACACAAGGGCUGAUUUCAGCGUCAACAGAACCAUUCUGC
Columba livia (rock pigeon) is the source of this 6804-nucleotide messenger RNA. Its product is annotated as BPI fold-containing family B member 4. Bases 2691 to 4091 code for a protein of 466 amino acids. NCBI's taxonomy places the organism in Eukaryota, Metazoa, Chordata, Aves, Columbiformes, Columbidae. The record is from RefSeq and is a predicted model, not a curated record. The transcript has 17 exons. Gene Ontology annotation, molecular function: lipid binding.